Messenger RNA from Paramuricea clavata, 4477 nucleotides. Lineage: Eukaryota; Metazoa; Cnidaria; Anthozoa; Malacalcyonacea; Plexauridae. The record is from the annotation of a GenBank genome assembly.
AAAAAUAACGUCUAAUGACGUUAACUCGUAUUCGAGAAUUAUAUGAACACUUCUUCUGGAUAUAAAAUCCAAAAUUAUACGCGAAAAUCCUCAUAAUGUCCAUUUAAAACCAAUUCACGCCUCUCACUCAAUUUAUUCUAUAUGCAUGUUUAUAUUCAGAUUGAAAGAGUGAUGCCCGCCCCUCAGUCAUUUUCCUGUUGUGCUCGACACGUCAUGUGGCGAAGACACAAACGUCUAUAAGAUUUCGACAUGAGUUGCCUUUCAUGUGAACAACAAAACCUUCAGGUCCGAGCUGAAACACUGCUGCCUAUUUUCUGGGAAAAUGAGCCUGCAAGCGUACUAAACAACUUCAAGUCUUUGAUUUGUCUGACGUCAUCCUGGUUCCCAGACCCUCUUUGUCUACUGCGCGGUACGAGGUUAUAAAAGUGAGCGGCCUCUGUUGGAAUAAAUCAAUGCUGUUGCAGUUGCUGUAGUUGACUGACGCUCAAGAUUUUUCAAGCGACGCUUUUCAGAUAAAUGUGAGUUUUGAUAGGGAUAAAUUUAUUGAUAAAUGUAUAUAUAUCAGGCUACUAGUUAUGUCAAUCUGUUGAAGAGUUUUUAUGAAAAUUUCGAUCAAAAAUCGAAUAAGACCUGACCGGAAAGUCUACGUGAAAUGGUAUAGCAUAGACCUUCCGCCAUGCGAGAAUCGAGUCAGUCUCCCUGCGAUUCCAGUGCAGCGCUCUGACCACUGAGCUAGCUAAAGAGUCCAGUCCACAAGAUCUUGUAAAUAUAGUGAGGUGACGACAUACUAUGGGCCUAUAGCUGCAUUUUUCGCAACGGCUCCUGGUUAUAUGUAAUAAAUGUAUAAAAUAUAAACAUAUAUUAAAAUACUAUAUAGAUCACAAAGGCACAAGUUAACAUUUUACGUCGUUAUUUUUCAGAAACAAAACUACGCCAUGCAGUCCAUGCCGAAUCUCGCUUUGGUCCUGUCUCUGUUGUGCUGUGGCCUGGCCGCAUCUGUUGAAAGUAUCAAACAGGUAUGUGUCAACUCAUUUUAUAGAAGUAGAACUCUAGCUUUACUUUGUAAUGAAAUUUAUGUUUACAUGUGGUAACAAAAAGUAGCCACUAUAUCGUCUGCAAGACCACUGUGAACUGUGAUCAACUGGUGACGUCGCUUGUAGCAGGCAAUCAGAACAGGCGAAUUGCAUUGUUAUCUGAACAUUUUUUUAUAUUUUCGCCAUGUUUAACAGUUCUAUUAAAAGUUUGAAUAUUUUAGUGAAAUAUUUAACACGCCCAGCAAUUGGGCUAACUAUGUUUAAAUAAUAUAAAUUUGCGGUGCAUGGCUGUUAUGUAUUGCCAUUUGUGGUUUCUAUUCGGGCGGGCUUAGACGGCACGGGGGGAAAAUAGCUCUAUCAGUUCUGACCAUUGAUAUCAAAGGUUCUGACUUCCGCAAUAAUAUGUAGACGUUAGACAAAGUAAAAUAACAAAGUUGUGGGCAUCAGGGCGCAUUGCCAAUUAAAGCGUUAACUAUCAUUAACUCUGCCGAAAAUCGUAGGUUUUCUCCGGAUGCUCCGUUUUCCUCCCACAGGAAAAGUUGACAGAGUGGAUUAGGAUAAACACAGUUAGGAAUUAAAGUAAUAUCUCAAUUGUUGUAAAGAUGAAUAGUCUGGGCUAAGUAAGUAAUAUGAGCGUAAUACUUGAUGUAUUCGGUCACUGAAAAGCAUGUAAUGUAAUAGUGUGUUCACAAUGUAUACUUGACUUUCAUUGCGACCAGUAUUCGUGGCAUUGUCGUACCCAGGGCCCUUCUUACGCGCGGUACGACGAGGGGCUCUGGCCAAAUCCAAAUCAUUUACAGAGAUGUUUAACUUUAAGACACUUAUUCUGAGCAAACAAAUCAGUUCUACUGUAUAAUCAAAGGACUGGGUAUUAUUUUCUCAACAUUGCUAUAAUAAAUGUUUCAUUUGAUGUGUUGUACGACCCAUACAGCUACUACAGCUGCAUUGUUUCUGACAUUUUGAGGUUUGCGAUCGACGUCUCAAAAACACAUUCGAGGUCGCGAGUUCAAAACCUAGCCGCGGCAGGCAAUAUCUUUCUGCUUGCGCGCGGUCUGGAAAUUAUGAAAUACACGCUCGAGGUAACUGGCCGAAAUGUGACGGAAAAUGAAAUUUGUUCGAGUUAGCGAGGAGUUCGAAUUAAACGAAUCCAAGUUAUAGCGGGAAAUAUAGACUUCGAUGUCAUCCGAGGAUGUGUCUCACUCUUAAAAUGAUAUUAAUAUAUACACGCUCACAUUGCUUUCUUUCCUAAUUUUUUUACUAGAGCGCUAAAACUGCUAUUGAAGGACCUUCAGGUAUGCAAAUAUCCGCUUUAUCAGAUAUAUAUGCCAGGAGGUGUUUAUAUAAAUGAGAGCCAGAGCUUUGACUUGGUGUCCUAUAGGUAAGCUACGGAAAUCAUUCUUAUUUAUAAUGUAUAAUUUCUUUCUUUCGUUAUUUAGUUUACUUGCGCACAAAACGCGCAAUAUUUUCGUGUGUUGCAUCGAGCAUUGGUGACGGGUGGUGUGACCACGCCUGCAACAAAGCUGCACACAAAUUCGACGGAGGCGACUGUUGUAAACACUCGUGCAAGUCAACCACAUAUUCAUGUGGUUCUGGUGGCUACGACUGUAAGGCAAACAAGGUUCCAGUCUGGUUCUUGGUCCACACCAAACUCUGUUACCAGUGGUACCCGGACGGCGAUGGAGGUCAGUGUGGUGCGGGCGAACCCAGACAUCUUUGCGCGAACGUCAACGCGGCCACCCGAUAUUACCGAGACGACACGGACAACAGAGGAGGCGGUUGUCGCAUGAGCUGGUCCAUCCAAUCACCUUACAGCCCACAGUGGUUCAAGAACGUGCAAAUAUGCUACCGAUGGUACCCGGAUGGUGACGGCGGUCAAUGUGGCGGUGGGGCAGCGCGCCUGCUGUGUGCCCCGGUGGGUAAAUACACGCCGGUCUACCGAGACGACACCGACAAUCGCGGCGGUGGGUGUAGAAUGUCUUGGCAGCUCAAACUACCAUCCGUGCAUAGUUGGUGGGCGAGGAAUAUCCAGUUUUGCUACGAAUGGUAUCCAGAUGGUGAUUGUGGACAGUGUGGAGGUGGUGCUGCUCGCAAGCUUUGUGCCAAAGCGAACAACUGGACUCCUUACUACAGAGAUGAUACCGACAACAGGGGCGGCGGAUGUCGCAUGAGAUGGGGCCUUUAUUACAAGUGAAACAAAAUUAUACUGACUUGUAUUACUAUAGUGUUUAGUCUUUCUAAGAUUUUGAUGUUGCUGUAGUGUAGUUGUGCUUGCGUAAUCCUGCUAUAAUUUUGCAUAAUCUUUUCUAAUUUCAUAAUUUUAAGUAUGCAUACAACAACAUGAUAUAAAAUACAAAAAAACAGUAACUCCGAAUAACAUUUUGUUUUGAUUUGGAGGCGAAACCCGGAACUAAACCAUGGCGCUAAAGCAUCUAAAGAAUUGAUCAUAUUUCACUGACAUUAAGCUCCGCCUUUCUUCUCUUUAUAUAUAGCUGUAUUUGUAAUCUUACACUAAUCCUGAAGAUGACUACAAUCUAGUCGGAACGUAGAUUCAAUAAAUCAAAACAAAAUGUUAUUCGGAGUUACUGUUCUUUUGUAUUUUAUUAAAAUACUGAGUGGUUCCAGUAAUUAACAUGAUAUAGCACUUGUAGUUUUUGUUAAUUUUGUAUUGUGUGACAUUUUUUUACGGUACGUAUGAAGCGCUCAAAACUAAUAUACGAUUUGCAUGCCGUUAUAAAUGACUACAUUCAAAUAUUUCGAUACUUUUCUCAAUCGGCAAACAAACUUAAAAAGUAUGUAUGUUUAUGUACUUAUACUCCUUUAUCUGUAAACUAAUGCUAAAUGAAACGAUUUAAAAGGUAUGCCAACGGAGAAGAUUAUGUCUGAAAUUCAGUACGUUUUGCUCAUAUUGCUGUAAUUAAUAAAUUUUGGGCAUCACUGAUCCUUUUUAUUUAAAACUGACAAUUUUUUGCUAUUAUUUUAUGUUUCUCCUGACCGGCAAAUGCAUUUAAAAACGCAGCUAUGACUGUUUAAACUAGAGAAUAAAACUAGUACAAAGAAAUUUUGAGAAGAAUUAAAAUACUUCUCAUCGCGUAUAGGCUACAUAGAAAAAAUUUAACUUUGAAACAAAUGAUAGCGAUAUAUUAAUUUUAUUUUAUUACAACGAUGUUUCGAUGCAUCAUUUUCAAGUUAAAGAUAACAAUUAGUCAUGUUUAGCUUUAAUUCUUAGCUUUACCUUGAAAAUGAUGCAAGAAGCAUCGAAACGUCGUUGUAAUAAAAUAAAAUAAAAUAAAAUAAACGGAAAUUAAAUUAUAUAUAAUUUCGACGAGCCACAUGCAAUCUCCAGUGUAAUUUGUAGUGAGUACUAUAAUUUCACCAGUUUGUUUUGCUGGCUAAUCAUGAACCUUAGUAACUUUUUGUAAGCUUUACAAUUUAUAUGAAUAAAC